GUACUUUGUUACCCUUGUUUUUCUUUUUACAUUAUAUUGUCACGUAUAAUAGUGCAAAAUGUCUGAGAUGGAGCUGCAGCAUAUGGAAACGUCAGAAAACGGUCACGAAGUCGACGAUGAUUUUAAUGGAGCCGACCUCAUCGAGGAGGGAAACGACGACAGCGCGGUGAAUGACUGCGGAGAGGGCGCUGGGCCUGACGAGGACGGAAAUUCGCCAGACGGGGGCACGGAGGGCGGCCAGAUCGACGCCAGCAAAGGCGAGGAGGAUGCGGGGAAAAUGUUUGUUGGUGGUCUCAGCUGGGACACCAGCAAGAAGGAUCUUAAGGAUUACUUCUCUAAAUUUGGUGAGGUGACAGACUGCACUAUAAAGAUGGACCAGCAGACAGGCCGGUCAAGAGGCUUCGGCUUCAUUCUUUUUAAAGAUGCAGCCAGUGUAGACAAGGUUCUCGAACAGAAGGAGCACAGGCUAGAUGGCCGACAGAUUGACCCUAAGAAGGCCAUGGCCAUGAAGAAGGAUCCAGUCAAGAAAAUCUUUGUGGGAGGCCUUAACCCCGACACUUCAAAGGAAGUGAUUCAAGAGUAUUUUGGGACAUUUGGAGAGAUUGAGACCAUUGAGCUUCCACAAGAUCCAAAGACAGAAAAGAGGAGGGGAUUCGUAUUCAUCACAUAUAAAGACGAGGCUCCCGUCAAGAAAGUUAUGGAGAAAAAAUACCAUAAUGUCGGCGGAAGCAAGUGUGAAAUUAAAAUAGCCCAACCCAAAGAGGUCUACCAGCAGCAGCAGUAUGGUGCGCGUGGAUACGGAGGACGUGGUAGAGGCCGUGGAGGCCAGGGCCAGAACUGGAAUCAAGGCUAUAACAACUACUGGAACCAAGGAUACAACCCGAACUAUGGCUACGGACAGCAAGGCUACGGAUAUGGUGGAUAUGGCAACUAUGACUACUCUGCUGGUUAUUACGGCUAUGGGGGUGGCUACGAUUACAACCAGGGCAAUACAAGCUAUGGGAAAACCCCAAGACUCCGUGGAGGCCACCAGAGUAGCUACAAGCCAUACUGAUCACACAUAGUGCAGGUAUAAAGUAAGUAAGAAAAAGAGAUCCAUGGUCUGACCACAGCGAACAUGGGCUCUGGCUUUUCGAUUGGAGUUGGCAGAAAUUUGGACUCAUGCUCCAUUUGUACAGAUCAAGUGAGGAACUGGGGAAGCAAAUGUCACUUUUCCACUUUUAUUUUAUAUUGUUUUGUGUCAUUUACAUUUCCACUGAUGGAAGUGUUAUUUUUGCUGUACUUUUUGGUACCUUUUUGAAUCUAAUGUAUUGUAUGGUUGUAUUUUUACGUCUACUGGGUUUACAGACAGGCAGAAAAGAGCUUUUAAAGCUCACAAAUAAAAACGAGUUGUUUUGUUUUGUUUUUUAAGCUGUUUCAAGAUCUUAUUUUCUGCCAUGCUGAGUGUUGGAUGCAAGCUGCAUGGCUUCAGAUGUGGGGUGAGGUAAAAUAAUUGAUUUCAACUAAUCAGAGUUCAUUGUGUGUCAAGAGAAUGUUUGCCGAUGGCCUAGUAGACAACCAGCUUUUUUUUUUUUUUCUUUUAAGAUCCUUAGAUCCUUCCCCAAUCAUGUCUGCAAUUUUAAGUGGCUUUACUAGUGUUAUUCAACUGAAUGCAAGCCUGUUAAUGUAAGAGGUUACUCCUCUCUCACUGGAAACUCAUUCUUCUAGUGUCUUGGGCAAA
This is a messenger RNA of Monopterus albus (swamp eel), 1720 nucleotides long. RefSeq names its product heterogeneous nuclear ribonucleoprotein A/Ba (gene hnrnpaba). NCBI's taxonomy places the organism in Eukaryota, Metazoa, Chordata, Actinopteri, Synbranchiformes, Synbranchidae. Gene Ontology annotation, cellular component: nucleoplasm; chromatin. Gene Ontology annotation, molecular function: RNA binding. The record is from RefSeq and is a predicted model, not a curated record. The transcript has 9 exons. Gene Ontology annotation, biological process: regulation of gene expression. The coding region runs from base 59 to 1054 and encodes 331 amino acids.